GUAAACGGUGAACAAAACUGCAGUGCUUCAUUUUUGUUUUCUUCAUAUUAAGGCCAGAUGCGUUGAUGUGAUGUAGCUAGCAAUUCACUUUGUUGUAUAUACAAUAAAUGGUUUUAUCAUCAUACUUGUUAGUUCGUACCCGGGAAGCAUUAGUAGUUUUUUUUUUUUUUUUUGGAGCAUGUCUAAUUGGUUUCUUUGUUAAAUUUCUGCAGUGGCUUCUUACCAAAGUACCAAAGAUGGAGCUGAAUAGUAUUAGAGAUGCAUUUGACCGUGUAUCUAAGAAACAGAAGUUAUCUACUUCUAAGUUCCAAGAAGUCAUUGAUCAGGUAGGGCUUGAAAUUGAACAGGCUUUGGCGAAAAUUCAGUCAGCUCAUGACUCAGCUCCUGGAGACCAGAAAUCUAUACUCACAGAUCUUAAGUUUAAACUUAAUGCUAUUGGGGCGCUUCAACAGCUAGAAGGACCACAGAAAGAAUUGAAUAUAAGUCUUACCAAGUACCAAAAACUUCUGGAGAAAUCCUUAAAUCCUGAUGUAUCCAAGGCAUACAGAAAUGUUGACUUUGACUUUCACAUUGUGAAUCAGAUUAUUGCAAACCAUUUUUACCGUCAAGGGCAAUUUGACCUUGGAGAUAGCAUCAUGAAUGAAGCUGGGGAACCAAAUUUAAAUUCACUAAGAUCUCAAUUCCUGGAAAUGCAUCAGAUUCUUGAAGCUAUGAGAGUUAAGAACCUCCAACCUGCUCUCACAUGGAUCUCUGCCAACCGAGCUAAACUUAUCCAGAGUGUUUCCAAUCUCGAGCUUAAGCUUCAUACGCUGCAGUUUGUAGAGGUCCUGCAAAAUGGAACUCAAGCCGAUGCCUUAAAAUAUGCCCGAACUUAUCUUGCUCCUUUUGCUUCCCUCCACAAGGAUGAGUUCCAAAAGCUUAUGGGUUGCCUCUUGUAUGCAGGAAGGCUUGACAACUCCCCUUAUUCUGAGUUGAUGUCCCAAAUCCAUUGGGAGAGGACUACCGAAGAGCUGACACGGCAGUUCUGCAUUCUCCUGGGACAAUCCUACGAGAGCCCAUUGAGUGUGGCAGUUGCCGCCGGAGUUGAAGGGUUGCCUACACUCUUGAAGCUGGCAAAUGUAAUGGCAGCAAAGAAGCAAGAGUGGCAGGCAAUGAAACAGCUGCCAGUGCCCGUAGAACUGGGAAAGGAAUUUCAGUUUCAUUCUAUUUUUGUCUGCCCAGUGAGUAGGGAUCAAGCAAGUGAAGAGAAUCCUCCAAUGCUGCUUCCAUGUUUGCAUGUUCUUUGCAAGCAAUCAAUCAUGAAGUUGUCGAAAAGCAGCACCCGACCCUUCAAGUGUCCUUACUGUCCAGCAGAAGCUGUAUCUUCACAGUGCAAGCAGCUCCAUUUCUGAUUUGUGUUUAUCAACAGACUCAUAAAUUUGGUGUGUGCAGUGAAUUUUUAGCAUUCAAAUCCUGCUGGUUUGUAUAUAAAAGUUCUUUCUAGAUUCGCUGUUACAUUUUACAAGACCAAUGGAGUAAAUAAAUAUCCAAAAAAGCUGUUCAUAACCUGGUGCUAUCAUAUCUGUUUUCUGGGUAGAUCAACUUGUAACUAUUAACUAAGCAUUCAAGUACCUGCUUCUACAUUGAGAACUCGUAUGAUUGCUCUUGAACUUCUCUUUAUUAUAAUGAUUAUUUUCUA
Messenger RNA from Neltuma alba, 1678 nucleotides. RefSeq names its product protein RMD5 homolog. The transcript has a single exon. Gene Ontology annotation, cellular component: nucleus; GID complex; cytoplasm. NCBI's taxonomy places the organism in Eukaryota, Viridiplantae, Streptophyta, Magnoliopsida, Fabales, Fabaceae. The record is from RefSeq and is a predicted model, not a curated record. Gene Ontology annotation, biological process: proteasome-mediated ubiquitin-dependent protein catabolic process. Gene Ontology annotation, molecular function: ubiquitin protein ligase activity. Bases 108 to 1391 code for a protein of 427 amino acids.